This is a messenger RNA of Dovyalis caffra, 1140 nucleotides long. The record is from the annotation of a GenBank genome assembly. NCBI's taxonomy places the organism in Eukaryota, Viridiplantae, Streptophyta, Magnoliopsida, Malpighiales, Salicaceae.
AUGAGCAAAGAUUGUUAUUAUUGGCAGCCAGUGAAAGAGGAGUUCACAUUUCCUGCAAACUCUGUUCCCUUCAAUAACUGUCAUGCCUCUACGAUUGUUGAGGUUGAUAAAGAUCACUUUUUGGUUGCUUAUUUUGGAGGUACAAAAGAGGGAGCACCUGAUGUGAAAAUUUGGAUACAGACAUACAAAGAUGGUUAUUGGCAAUCACCCAUCAUUGCUGAUCAACAGCCUGAUAUUCCUAUGUGGAACCCUGUACUAUUCAAACUGUCAUCAGACGAGUUAUUACUGUUCUAUAAAGUGGGUCAAGAGGUCCAAAAACUGGCCCUCAAUGGUUCAGGGGUUAAAACAACUGGGUAUAUCGACUCUGCUGUUGGUGUUAAAUGUGGAUGCAUGAAGCGGUCAUAUGACAAAGGUGUUACUUGGACGGAGAGAGAACAACUUCCUCCUGGCAUAUUAGGACCGUCAAAGAAUAAGCCAAUCUUAUUGGAAAAUGGGCUCUUGCUUUGUGGAUCAUCUGUAGAAAGUUGGAAUUCUUGGGGUGCCUGGAUGGAGGUUGUAACAAUGCAAUUGCUUGAGCACUUGGAACUUAAUGAUGUAACUGCAGAUGCAGGUAGAUCAUGGAGAAAAUAUGGCCCUAUUUAUGUUAAAAAUACAUCUCUUAGUGUGAUUCAGCCAGUACCAUUCCAGACUGCGGACGGGACAUUUCGUGUUUUAUUGCGUUCUGUUGAAGGCAUUGGAAGAGUUUGUAUGUCAGAAUCCUAUGAUGGUGGUGUGACCUGGGGUUAUGCAAAACCCACUGCACUCCCCAACCCAAACUCAGGAAUUGAUGGAGUCAAACUAAAAGAUGGCCCUGUCUUACUUGCUUACAAUACUAUCUCAAGGGGCGUGCUUAAAGUUGCUGUGUCCAAAGAUGAUGGUGACUCAUGGCUUGAUGUUAUUACUCUAGAGGAAAAUCUGGAGAUGGAAUUCUCAUAUCCAGCAGUUAUCCAGGCUAGUGAUGGAUCUAUUCAUAUCACCUACACGUACAAUAGGACACAGAUUAAGAAGAUGUUUCUUUCACUUCAGAAUAUUUUAGAAGUAGAAUCAAUGUAUCCAGACUUGAAAGGUCUCUUUGUAAUUCAGCGUUGCAAGUAUGGGUGA